AUGGAUCUGAACAUCGAAUUUGCCGAUAAUUUCCAUACUGCUCUGCAAGGCAUCGCCAGUCAACGAGCGUCGAUAAUCCGCCAGUACACCAGAGCGGUGGAAGAUGCCGUAAUCAACAGCAUUCUCCGGGCGCGGCUCCCGGCGUUGAGCGGUCUGGCUUCAGUGGCAGAGAGCUUGACAGAUGACGGGCGUCGGAAACGGACCUGCUAUGGUUGCCUUGACGUGGCUCGUGCGAGUCAACUGCAAUGCACCACCAGUCUGUUGCCUCGACAGACUACCGCGACAAACCCGACCGGACGUGAUGAUUGGGAUGGUGUGUGUGAGGGCGAAUGUCUCUUGGCCUCUUCUCCCAGCAACAAUCUUGAGGAAUAUGAGAUAGCACACAAGGCGGCAGCUCUGCAGCUGCAGCGCGGCUGUAGACAAAUCCUACCCCGGACGCAUCCUAGGAUCCAGUUUGAUGGCACGUCAUCGGGUCUCGAUGCAUCCGAGGCUGGGCCAGUCAUUCCCGAAGUAUCGGACGACGCGUUCUGCUCUUGGUCCGAGCAUGGCAAACCACACCCGGACGCUGUAAUUGUUAAAGGGUCGCACCAGGAGAUGCUAGACUGUCAGGAGUACGCCUCCCUCAUCUGUCGUAGGCAUGCAAACCUGGGAAUCAACUUGUUAGUGCGGCAGGGUGAUUUUGCGAAGCCGGGCAACGCCAGCGUGGAAGAUUUUCUGGGCGUCCUCUCUGAUAACAAAGUACCAAGCGAGCCAUUGGCCUUCCUUAGGUUGGAAGGAAUAUCGGGCCUACUAAAACCGGCAUUUCUCCAGCUGAGACGAUUCAAGCUCUUGCAGACUCUGACAGACGGGCGCAGUUACGCAGCAGCUUGCAAGUCUGGCGGAUCAUACUGUAAGACAUUCUGUGACGUUGAGAAGGCCCUCGCUUACGGCGAAUUCAACUCAGCUGGAGCGUACGCUGGUGCGCAUGUGGAUGUGCUUGCCGGUACAUGGCUGCGAGUGCUUUUCAGACCCCACGUCAUAUGGGUCGUUUCUCCCAGUUCGAUGACUGAUGGUGGCUAUGAUGGCUGGAGAGAUGUCCUCUUCCUGGGACCUCGGGCCGUUCGUGAUGGAAUGGUAAUAGAGAAUUCCGCAGUGCAUGGCGGUGCAGUCUGGGAUGACAGGAAUCUUUUGAAUAUCUUGAGUACAUUGGUUGCGCAGGUGGAGCGCCCGAUCACGACGGAUGGCCCCUUUCCUCUGCAGUUGUCCGAGAUUGUUGAUGAGCUGGAAACCGUGCUAGGGCUUUACGUACCUUCAGCCUCGAAACGCAAGGCAGUAUCGGAGAGAAUCUUGGCAUUGCAUCUAUCGGGCUGCCAGUACCUCAUCGUGUGA
Cladophialophora immunda is the source of this 1368-nucleotide messenger RNA. RefSeq lists its product as uncharacterized. The transcript has 4 exons. NCBI's taxonomy places the organism in Eukaryota, Fungi, Ascomycota, Eurotiomycetes, Chaetothyriales, Herpotrichiellaceae. Bases 1 to 1368 code for a protein of 455 amino acids. The record is from RefSeq and is a predicted model, not a curated record.